This is a messenger RNA of Fonsecaea multimorphosa CBS 102226, 2304 nucleotides long. RefSeq names its product protein transporter sec23. Gene Ontology annotation, cellular component: COPII vesicle coat; endoplasmic reticulum exit site. Gene Ontology annotation, molecular function: GTPase activator activity; zinc ion binding. NCBI's taxonomy places the organism in Eukaryota, Fungi, Ascomycota, Eurotiomycetes, Chaetothyriales, Herpotrichiellaceae. Gene Ontology annotation, biological process: COPII-coated vesicle cargo loading; intracellular protein transport; COPII-coated vesicle budding. The record is from RefSeq and is a predicted model, not a curated record. The coding region runs from base 1 to 2304 and encodes 767 amino acids. The transcript is spliced from 3 exons.
AUGGACCAGGCUCAGUACGACGCGAUCAAAGACAACUGGGGGGAAGUUGAGGAUAGGGAUGGCGUCAGACUCAGUUGGAACGUCAUUCCAUCGACGCGCAUGGAAGCAAACCGACUGGUGGUCCCUGUGAGCUGUUUGCUCACUCCGCUCAAAGAACUGGGCAAACCACCACUUCCGUAUGAGCCAGUCACCUGCAAAGCGCCGUGUCGGGCGGUCCUCAACCCUUUCGCUAAUGUCGAUGUCCGAGCCAAACUAUGGAUUUGUCCCUUCUGUCUGCAACGCAAUCCGCUGCCUCGCCACUAUGGAGAUAUCAGUGCCGAGAACAUCCCGCCAGAGAUGCACCCCACGAACACUACCGUCGAAUACAAGCUAGCGCGACCUGCUCCUGCCCCUCCCAUUUUUGUGUACGUUGUCGAUACUGCGAUCGAGGAAGAUGGCUUGCAGGCAUUGAAGGAAACUCUGGUCAUGAGUUUGUCAUUACUUCCUGCGAAUGCGCUAGUGGGACUUGUUACAUUCGGAACAAAUGUUGCUGUGCAUGAGAUUGGCUAUACCGAGUGCCAGAAGUCAUAUGUCUUUAGGGGCAGCAAAGACUAUGCCGCAAAGCAGGUUCAGGAGAUGCUGGGCUUAGCCGCGCCUGGCCUGAGACCUAAUGUGCCACCAGUGCAAGGACGACCACCCCCACCAAUGGGCCCUGCUGCCCGAUUCCUCCUUCCUGUCCAGCAAGCGGAAUUCCAGAUCACCAAUGCAAUUGAACAGCUGCAAAAGGACCCUUGGCCUGUUGCGAACGACCGCCGGCCACUUCGCUGUACCGGUGUUGCCAUGAGUAUUGCAGUCGGCUUGCUGGAGACAUCAUUCCAAAACGCUGGAGCCAGGAUCAUGCUCUUCGCUGGUGGUCCGGCCACCGAAGGACCUGGUAUGGUUGUUGCCCCAGAACUGCGCGAGCCUAUCCGAUCGCAUCACGAUAUCGAUCGAGAUAACGUCAAGUACUUCAAGAAGGCCAUCAAAUUCUACGAUGGUCUGGCGAAACGCACUGCCCACAACGGACACAUCAUCGAUCUAUACGUCGGUUGUCUUGACCAAGUGGGCUUGCUUGAAAUGAAGGGAUUGGCGAAUUCAACUGGGGGGCAUAUGGUCUUGACGGACAGUUUCACCUCAUCGCAGUUCAAGCAGUCUUUCGUACGAGUCUUUGAUAAAGAUGAGACCGACAACCUCUUGAUGGGAUUCAAUGCAUCUCUUGAGGUCGUUACAACGAAAGAGCUCAAGGUAACCGGUCUGAUUGGCCACGCUGUUUCCCAGAAUAAGAAGUCUAGCUCUGUUGGCGAGACAGAAUGUGGUAUUGGCAAUACUUGCCUCUGGAAAAUGUGCGGCAUUGAUCCCACGUCCAGCUACGGCAUUUACUUUGAGGUUGCAAAUCAGGGUGGUCCAGCACCUGUGCAGCAAGGCCCUCAAAGGGGGAUGAUGCAGUUCUUGACAUAUUACCAGCAUUCUUCUGGACAGUAUCACCUACGUGUGACCACUGUUGCUCGCAAUUUGAGCGGACCAACUGGUGAUCAAGCCUUGGCACAAUCUUUCGAUCAGGAAGCUGCAGCCGUGCUCAUGGCAAGGAUUGCAGUCUUUAAAGCAGAGGUUGACGAUGGACCAGAUGUGCUCAGAUGGGUGGACCGAAUGCUCAUACGGCUCUGCUCACGCUUCGCAGACUACCGCAAAGAUGACCCAACAUCCUUCCGACUUGACAAGAACUUCACCCUCUAUCCUCAGUUCAUGUUCCACCUGCGCAGAUCGCAAUUCCUCCAGGUAUUCAACAACUCCCCCGACGAGACGGCAUUCUAUCGACACGUGCUCAAUCAUGAAUACGUGGGAGAUUCGCUGAUCAUGAUUCAACCCACCCUGGACUCGUACGGUCUUGACCACGAAGGUGGCCAACCGGUCUUGCUCGACUCCGCCUCCAUCCAACCGCAGACCAUUCUCCUUCUAGAUACAUUCUUCCAGAUUCUCAUCUUCCAUGGCGAAACGAUGGCUGAAUGGCGUAAAGCAGGCUAUCAUGAACAGGAAGGCUAUGAGAAUUUCCGGGCUGUUCUUGACGCACCAAAGGAAGACGCACGAGAACUCGUACAGGACCGAUUCCCCCUGCCACGAUUUAUCAUUUGCGAUGCUGGUGGUUCACAAGCCCGUUUCCUCCUAUCAAAGUUGAAUCCUUCGACCACCCACGCGACUGGUGGUUACGGUGGUGUUUCACAGUCCGCGCAGACGAUUUUCACUGAUGAUGUUUCAUUGCAAACAUUUAUGGACCAUCUGAUGAAGUAA